Molecule: messenger RNA, 2280 nt
Organism: Fusarium verticillioides 7600
Lineage: Eukaryota; Fungi; Ascomycota; Sordariomycetes; Hypocreales; Nectriaceae
Exons: 2
Coding region: 243-2168 (641 amino acids)
Biological process (GO): protein phosphorylation
Molecular function (GO): ATP binding; protein kinase activity
Source: RefSeq, a predicted model, not a curated record
GUUUGUCUCUCCCUUCUAUCUCCGGGCUGCUUAUCAUAGCUCCCACCAAUUACCACCUCAUCCCGACCUCGCAUGAUCCCCCGCAGUGCCAAAUACGUCCAUAAUUUUAGCUCCUAAACCACCCACUGAGUGACAACAAGUCACUCUAUCACAUCCUUCACAGCGAGUUCGUCGGCUGCCUCAUACAUACCCUGCUCAGCCGCACAGCCUCUCUGCCCUAAAAUAAGCUGCAGUAGGGCGCAAUGGACCCUGUAUCCCUUGCCGGCUUGGCGCUGGGAGUUGCUUCCAUCAGCCUCCAGGUCUACACAGGAUGUAUUCAAGGGAUACAGCUCCUUGUUACGGCAUUGGGCUAUGAGGACGAGUGCAAGUAUCUCAAUCUCCGUCUCAGGAUGGAACAGCAGCGCCUGUUUUGCUGGAGUGAGGCUUCUGGCCUCCUUGACCUUGAUGCCAAGAACCAAGACAAGGUUCUCAACUCAAACGUAUUCAAUCUUCACCGCCAGACUGUAAUUGAUCUGCUUGUCCAAAUCCAGUGUCUCUUCAAUGAGUUUACAGAGUACCAGCAGAAGCACAAUAACCUCUCUACCGUCGUGGAUAAAGAUGGUGUUUUGGAUGCUCCAGAAAAAGAUGCCAAGCUGUCAAACUAUCCUAUGAGUGAUAAGAAACGGAACUUUAUCAAAAAGGCCAUGGCUGGACUCAAGUCCAAAUCAUCAGAAGGCCUUACUAGGUUAAGGUGGACGUCAUUUGACAAGCAAGGAUUUGAAAAGUUGCUGGCCAAGUUUUCAGUUCUCAAUGACAACAUGACCAAUAUCCUCGACCACUCCUUACAGGUCGAGAUUCGCAAUACCGUACAGGAUACCAAUCGUGGGGUCCUGUUACUCCAUCACAAGAUAGCCGAUCUGAGUCAUCUUGUGUUAGCUCUCAAGUCUCAGCUCGAUGCAGGUUCCCGUGUAGGACCGUCGCAAAUGUCCAAACUGGAAAGGGAAGCCAAUGCUGACGCCCUGCGGCAAUUGUCAAGGUUGGCCAAGUUCAAGGCCUUCAAUGAGACUAUCGAUCCCAAGUCAGAUAGCCCAGCAGUCUUUGACGAAGCUGCUGCAAAGUUCCUCGAUCUUGCAAAGCCAGGUCAUCAGCGCAAUCUAUUCAUCCCUCGAUACCUCAUAGAGCUGGACCCAGACGUGGAUGAAUCAGAGGCCUCACGAUGUGAGGCUUUCAUGAAGACGGCAGAAGGCAAGAAAAAUGUUUGGAUUGAGUGGAAGGACUAUGACAAUACAGAGACCCAACCAGGUUCGCUAUCAAAGGCCGAUAUCAUUGAGAGAGUUCGGAAACUUGCUGCUUUGCUGAACCAUAGUCCCAAGCCCGAGGCCUUUCGCACUCCUCACUGUCUGGGGUUCUUCGAUAAAGCUGAUCCCAACAUUUCCGAGGACGACGUUGAUAUUCUAGAUCGAAGACUUGGCCUCAUCUUCGAGCGCCCAUCCGACGAUAAUCUACACGCCUCGCUCCCACCUGUUUCUCUCCGUGAGCUUCUCCAAGACUCAAAAGUUCGCAAGCCUCGUGUUACAGAACGAGUAUAUUUGGCAUACGCUAUCAGCAACUGUCUCCUCUACCUUCAUGCUGUACACUGGCUACACAAGGGUCUUCGCAGUCACAAUGUGUUAUUCUUCCGAACACGUGAUGGCCACAUAGACUACCGCCAACCAUAUAUCUCGGGUUUCGAUUUUUCACGGCCUGGAGGAUCAGAUGAAAUGACUGAUGCGCCAGGAGAUGACGCAGAGCAUGAUCUAUACCGGCAUCCCAACGCUCAGUCCAACCGCCGACGGGAUAGAGAGCGUUCCAAGAAAAGCUUCGACAUUUAUAGUCUGGGAGUCAUUUUAGUCGAAUUGGCGCAUUGGCGGUUGGUUGAAGAUGUGCUGAGUAUCGAUAUGAGGCGUGCGCGGGGGAGACCUGAUAUUGUGCGUGGCGUUCGAGAGGCUCUGUUGGAGGAAGACCAAGUCGCAUCAGUAGGUGCAGAUAUGGGAGAGAGGUUUGAAGAUGCAACACGGAAGUGUUUGGCUGGAGGUAAUGAAUUGGGACUAAAUGAGGGAGACGAUGAGACACGAAAUGAAGUUGCUGAAAAGUUAUCUAUGAAAUUUUAUGAGGACGUAGUAAAGCGAUUGGAGGGCGUGGUUGUGUAGAGCGGGUAUAGUUUAGGGAUACGUUUAGACUUGUCAUGACUGAACGAAGCAAUGAGAAAAUGGCCGUAUAUUAAAAUUCGAACGAGGUAUUAUUUGAAGACAAGGCUAUCAA